CGUGCACAGACAGAGAGAAAGAUUAUACAGCAGAUAUCCGGGCGCAGAGAUGGACUGAUUGUCUCGUGACUGUAAAGGCGUUUAGUUUUAGUUGCUGUCAUGUCUAAAGCCUCUUAGCGCCAACUUCCCGGACCCCCUCCAUAAAGUCAUUUUUCCCUCUGCCAGCUGAAUGAAGUCUCGCAUGGAGAAGGGACCGGUGGCGCACGGAGCUGUGACUCAUUCACUUCUCUUUCCACACGAAGACGGAGAAAGAGGCUUGGAUUUAAUUAGCCAUGUUUUUCCAGCCCUCUGCUCAGUGAUUGCACAUUUGCGCUUGUAUUAAUCGUCUUCCCCUCUCCCUUCCCCUCUCCUUCGCUCGCUCUCCCUCUCUUUGGAGUCAGGAGGGAUGAUUAUGCGCCCCUGGGAGGCAGACACAACAGCCGAACGAGACAUCUCUGCGCUUCCGUGGAGUUCUUCCGACCAAAAAGAAUGUCACCUACUUCGGCGGGUCUUCGGUGUGAAUGAAGUGUUGCUUUUGAGGGAGGAUGUCUUUUACGUUACCUUCGCCUUCUCUUUUGGCGUAACUGCGAGUUAAAGGUGUGAAGAGACGCUUUUGUUUGACGGUCAUGCAGCGCUUCUUCUUCUCGCUCCAACCGCAUUCAGCACAAAAGGACACAAUUAGGGAAGUUUUUUUGCGGAGUGAAUUCGCCGGGUGUUCGUGAUUUUUCGUUGGAUGCGGGGCUGCACUGUUCAACAAGCUGCGCCGCUCGCUCCUGGAUGCACUAUGCAGAAGGAUGGGCGCAGUUUGCCUUCUUCUCCUUCUCGCUUCAUCAGUCCAGCUUGUUGAAUCUCCUUCAUGGUGAAAAUGAUGGACUCGCUGAAAUAAACUUACCAUCUUUUUCCUCCUUUUUUAUGUUCCGUUUUUAAGCACCAGCGGGUUGCAUCCCAAAAGUUGACUAUGGCUCGACCAGGUUUACGCACGAGCCUGAGACCUGUAUGGAGGGUGCUUUGCUUCGUGAGUACUGUGCUAGAUUUUACGCUCCCCCAGGAAACGUAUGGGCCCCAUUCAAUCCGGACUCAGGGCCACUUGACCCUCGGAGGACUGUUCCCGGUGCACUCGAGAGGGGUUGACGGGACGCCGUGCGGGGACCUCAAAAAGGAGAACGGCAUCCAGCGGCUGGAGGCCAUGAUGUACGCUUUGGACCAAAUCAACCAAGACGAGCAACUCUUACCCAACAUCACCUUAGGCGCUCGGGUGCUGGACACAUGUUCAAGGGAUACAUAUGCUCUGGAGCAAUCUUUAACUUUCGUGCAGGCCCUGAUCACCAAGGACACCUCUGACGUGAAGUGCACUAAUGGGGAGCCCCCGGUGUUUGUCAAGCCUGAGAAAGUGGUGGGGGUCAUCGGAGCUUCUGCGAGUUCAGUAUCAAUCAUGGUCGCCAACAUUCUGCGCCUUUUUCAGAUUCCACAGAUCAGCUACGCAUCAACAGCCCCUGAGUUGAGUGACGACAGACGCUAUGACUUCUUCUCACGAGUGGUUCCUCCAGACUCAUUCCAGGCUCAAGCUAUGGUGGACAUCAUUCGAGCUUUGGACUGGACUUAUGUGUCCACAGUGGCCUCGGAAGGCAGUUACGGGGAAAAGGGAGUGGAGGCUUUUACUCAACUCUCCAAGGAAGCAGGUGGGAUCUGCAUUGCCCAGUCUUUGAAGAUCCCACACAACCCCAAAAUGGAGGACUACGACAAAACCAUCCAACAGCUGCUGGAAACGCACCACUCGCGGGCAGUCAUCAUCUUUGCCAACGAAGAGGACAUACGGGGAGUUCUCAAUGCCACCAAAAGGGCCAAUCAGGUGGGCCAUUUCCUUUGGAUCGGAUCUGACAGCUGGGGCUCUAAGAGCAGCCCAAUCCACCAGCUUGAGGAUGUAGCUGUGGGAGCAGUGACAAUCCUGCCCAAACGCUCAUCCAUUAAAGGAUUUGACGAGUACUUCACCGGUCUCACUCUGGAGAACAACCGCAGGAACGUGUGGUUUGCUGAGUUUUGGGAGGAAAACUUUGACUGCAGACUGCUCAGUGCCUCAAAGAGAGAGGACAGCAGCCGCAAAUGCACAGGCCAGGAGCGCAUCGGGAUCGACUCCAAGUAUGAACAGGAAGGGAAAGUACAGUUUGUGAUUGACGCUGUGUAUGCGAUGGCCCACGCCCUGCAUGACAUGCAGAGGGACUUGUGUCCAGAGCAUCCUGGCGUGUGUCCACAAAUGGAGUCUGCAGAUGGAAAGACUCUGCUGAAGUACAUACGCAACGCCAGCUUCAACGGCAGUGCUGGAACAUCUGUUGUGUUUAACAAAAAUGGGGAUGCUCCAGGACGAUAUGACCUGUUCCAGUUCCAGAUGACCAACUCUUCCACCCCAGAAUACAAAGCUGUGGGACAGUGGGUUGAAAACCUUCAGCUUAAGCUGGACGAGCUUCAGUGGCCAGAUGGGGAUCAGGAGGUGCCCAUAUCUGUGUGCAGUCUGCCCUGCAAAACUGGAGAGAGGAAGAAGAAAGUAAAGGGCAUGCCAUGCUGCUGGCACUGUGAGCUAUGUGAUGGCUACCAGUAUCAGUACGAUGAGACGUCCUGCAGAUUGUGCGCCUACAACAUGAGGCCCAAUUCCAACAGAACCUCCUGCCAGCCCAUACCCAUCAUCAAGCUGGAGUGGCAUUCUCCUUGGGCGAUCAUUCCUGUCUUCCUGGCCAUGCUUGGUAUCAUUGCCACUAUCUUUGUGAUGGCAACUUUUGUGCGCUACAAUGACACACCGAUCGUCCGAGCAUCGGGGAGAGAGCUGAGCUAUGUCCUGCUAACUGGCAUCUUCCUGUGCUACAUCAUCACGUUCCUCAUGAUUGCCAAACCUGAUGUUGCCGUGUGUGCCUUCCGGAGGAUUUUCCUGGGCCUGGGCAUGUGCAUCAGUUACGCAGCUCUGCUCACCAAGACCAACCGCAUCUAUCGGAUUUUCGAACAGGGGAAGCAGACAGUGACAGCUCCUCGCUUUAUCAGUCCCACCUCACAGAUCGCCAUCACAUCCAGUCUAAUCUGUGUUCAGCUGCUGGGGGUGUUGGUGUGGUUUGCUGUUGACCCACCAAACACAAUUAUUGACUACGAUGAGCAGAAAACCAUAAACCCCAAGCUGGCCCGUGGUGUGCUUAAGUGCGACAUCACAGACUUGCAAAUGAUUUGCUCGUUGGGUUACAGCAUCCUUCUGAUGGUGACAUGUACCAUUUAUGCUAUCAAGACAAGGGAUGUACCAGAAGACUUCAAUGAAGCCAAGCCCAUUGGCUUCACUAUGUACACCACUUGUAUAGUGUGGCUGGCCUUCAUCCCAAUUUUCUUUGGCACAGCACAAUCUGCAGAAAAGUUGUACAUUCAGACAACCACCUUAACCAUCUCCAUGAACCUCAGUGCCUCAGUUGCACUGGGCAUGCUCUACAUGCCCAAGGUGUACAUCAUUAUUUUCCACCCUGAGCUGAACGUACAGAAGAGGAAGCGCAGCUUCAAGGCUGUGGUCACUGCUGCCACAAUGUCAUCCCGGCUGUCCCAAAAGCCCAGCGAGAGGCCCAACGGGGAGGCGAGGACUGAGCUGUGCGAGAAUCCUGCUGCAGACCCAAUGAGUCAAGCAACAAAGAAAACAUACAAGAAAACUGCAACAGAACGCAUGAAGGCAGAGAGCUGAUAUUCCUGCAGUACCGAUGCAUUCCAGUGCUGUGGAAGACAUCCCAUCAUCAGACGAACAUGAUCCAUGAGGCCUGACAGAAGCUGGCGGCGGUCCGGGCCUGUGUGUCUGCGUCGUCGGCCCUGAGAAACAAACUGCAGGUUGUGAACUUGUGUUGUGGUCCUUUUAUCUGUCCCUGACACGGAAUGGCUUUCCUCCUGAGAGGGGGUCAUUGUGGAGGAGGACAAAAAACGAACAAUGGAUCUGCUUUGAGAUAGUUUUCUUUAAAAAUGCCAUUAAAGCCAUAUUCUCUUGAGGUUUGCAUUUUCAGAUUUCUGUCUUACAUUGUUUUCAGUGUUCUUCUUCUGUGCCUCUUUUCUUGAUGUUUAUUUAAUUACCUUAAAACAGCAUUCUCUGCCACAUGCAGUAUUUGGAUUUUUUUUAACUCAGAUCAGUCCCAGAUGAUUAUUUCAUUUGUGUGAUAGGUAUUGUAUGUAUAUUUUUUGUAAAUAUUUGAGAGUAUUUUCAUGUUUGGAGUAAACACAAAAAAGUAGAUAUCUGCUCUUUAUUCAGUUGGAUUUGGAUGACAAUGAAAAGCACCACAAAGUGUUCACUUUGCAUGUGCCAAUGUAUGUCUGUUAUAUUUGAUGUAAACUGAAAAAAAAGAACAAAUAAACUCUGGAAACGACGUCGAGCUCCAACAUACCUGUAGUUUGUUAAUUUCUACCAAAAAAGAAUGAUGUUGAAUAGGUGAAAGCAUGUUUGUUUGACAGAGUUUUGUACCAGCUAUUUUGAACGGUUAUGUUAAGGGAAACAAUGUCAGAGGAAUCAUGCAAGUAUGUUGUGAUGUCUGUCAAAGCAUGAACAUUAAAUAAAACUGUUUUGUUAUCUUUUA
Messenger RNA from Oryzias latipes (Japanese medaka), 4553 nucleotides. Its product is annotated as metabotropic glutamate receptor 7. The record is from RefSeq and is a predicted model, not a curated record. Gene Ontology annotation, biological process: G protein-coupled receptor signaling pathway. Gene Ontology annotation, molecular function: G protein-coupled receptor activity. NCBI's taxonomy places the organism in Eukaryota, Metazoa, Chordata, Actinopteri, Beloniformes, Adrianichthyidae. Gene Ontology annotation, cellular component: membrane.